UUUUUUGGUUCAGGGGUUUUGUGAGUGUAUUCAUCUUCUUCUUCACAAGCUUCUUGAUAUUUGAAAGAUUUUGUAAACCAAAUCAGACAGUUCUAUUAAUUUUGUGUAGAGGAAGACGAGAAUAGUCUAAUCCAAUCAUGGCAGGUUGUGUACCCAGAAUUGAAUUUGGUUGUUCAAGUCAUUGUCUUGAACAAAGCCUUACUCUUUCAUGGAACUUAAGAGCAUGGAAUUUGGGUAGAUUGAGCACAAGCUCACAUUUGCAGAAACUUCCUUAUCCUUUGGAUGUAGCUUCUACUCGAAAACAUUACAAGAACAGUUUGCUUUUGAAAAGAUUUUUAGUUGGUGUUGGCACAGAGGAAUCAUCAUUGUCUGAAGAUUCACUCAACGAAUCUAUUUCUCGACCUCUCACUAGCGGCGAGUUGAAGUCACUGCUCAUUGAUACAGAGAGAUCAAAACUUGUUAAAAAAUUGAGUGAAGCUAAUCAACAGAAUCGUUUCCUCAAGCGCCAGCUUAAGACGCAGGAGAAUGAGAUAACUAACAUCAAAAGUGAGCUUGCGGUUAUGGAGCUCGAACUUCAGGCUUUGGUCAGACUGGCGGAAGAAAUAGCAAACCUUGGUAUUCCAGAAGGUUCUAGAAAAAUCAGUGGAAAAUACAUUCAGUCGCACCUUCUCGCUCGUUUAGACGCUGUUCAAAAAAAGUUGAAGGAACAAAUAAAAGAUGUCGAGGCUGUACAGACAAAGGAGGUUCAUGUGUUCUGGAUUGGCAUGGCAGAGAGUGUACAAGUAAUGGGAUCGUUCGACGGAUGGAGCCAACGUGAGGACUUAUCGCCUGAGUACUCAGCUUUAUUUACCAAAUUCUCCACCACAUUAUUCCUUCGUCCCGGGCGGUAUGAGAUGAAGUUCUUAGUGGAUGGAGAAUGGCAGAUCUCACCUGAGUUUCCUACUUCGGGAGAAGGGCUGAUGGAGAACAAUGUCUUAGUGGUGGAAUAGCCACUCAUCUUUCUGCAUCACAUAAUUAGGUAAAUACACCCUUAAACAUAUUCAGACUGGUGUGGAUGAGAUUCUAGACAUAACCAAUAUAUACUAUAAGUUUUUUGGAGGGUUUUGCCUUGCUAAUAUUUUAUGCUUCAAUGGAAUCUGAGCUGUUUGAUACAAGGAAUAGUAUAAAUAGGUGAGAGGAAGAAGAUACUAAGUGUCUUUGGAUCAUAAACUAUUCUUCAUUUUCUUCUAGUUUGUUUAUGGUUAGUCAAGAAGUAUUCUUCUUCGUGGUUAUCA
Molecule: messenger RNA, 1274 nt
Organism: Capsella rubella
Lineage: Eukaryota; Viridiplantae; Streptophyta; Magnoliopsida; Brassicales; Brassicaceae
Product: protein PTST, chloroplastic
Exons: 9
Coding region: 138-989 (283 amino acids)
Source: RefSeq, a predicted model, not a curated record